UACCUAUAAAAGAACGUCGAGUAGCAUUAUCACUAUUAGAUUGAAAACGAUCAGUCCUAUAACAACUUCAAAAUGUUUAAAUUUGUUGCCUUCGCUGCUUUAAUUGUUGUUGCUGCAGCUACACCAGCUCCAGAACCGAAAGCAGAUCCAAAGGCUCAAUUACUAGCUGCAGCUGUUAGCGCUCCAUUGGUAUCGGCUCCUCUAGCUGCUGCUCCAAUAGCUGCCGCUUACAGCGCCCCUCUAGCUUAUUCUGGUUACUACGCUCCAUCCGUCUAUGCAGCUGGUUACACUGCUUAUUCUCCAUAUGCUGCUUCCUAUAUUUUGGUUGCCUUCGUUGCUCUUAUUGUUGCUGCUGCUGCCACUCCAGCUCCAGAACCAAAGGCAGAUCCAAAGGCUCAAUUACUAGCUGCAGCUGUUAGCGCCCCAUUGGUAUCCGCUCCCUUAGCUGCUGCUCCAAUAGCUGCCGCAUACAGUGCUCCUCUGGCUUAUUCUGCUUAUGUCGCUCCAUCUGUCUAUUCGGCCGGAUACGCCGCCUACUCUCCAUAUGCUGCUUCCUACAUUUUGUAAAUUUGUGUUUUAAAUAAAAUUAU
Messenger RNA from Aethina tumida (small hive beetle), 590 nucleotides. Its product is annotated as cuticle protein 18.6-like. Bases 73 to 567 code for a protein of 164 amino acids. The transcript has 3 exons. Lineage: Eukaryota; Metazoa; Arthropoda; Insecta; Coleoptera; Nitidulidae. The record is from RefSeq and is a predicted model, not a curated record.